GAACUCAAGAGUACGAUUAAUCAUAACCUUUUUUUUAAAAAGAGUCUAAUAUAAUCGAAUACAGCGAAAGAAGAAUGCCACUUCGAAACGUUCAUCUGCCGAGCUGACACUAAGAAUGGACCGUUGCAUCUUUGCUGUGAUACUUGUGAUAACUAUCGCUUUCUCGUACCCUUCUGGAACACAUGGCGCCUUUUCGGAUAUACAGCGUCGGGCAAAGAUGUUUUGCUCUCUGGCAUUUUUCAACGACGCAGAAGACACGAACUGCGAUGUUAAGGGUGUAUCCGUUGAGGCCACUGAUUUUGUUCAGUCUGGUACGAAUUGUGUUAUAACGAAAGACAAUGUCGAUCGGAGCUUUACCUGUAAGACUGGUAUGUGGUACGACGUGCCCACAGGAACUCCGAAAUUAAGAGUGAAAAGGGGAUGGCUGAGGCGUCGUCGUCGCAGAAGAUAUACUCCUCCUCCUCCGCCACCAAACAGGCCCCCUACGAUCACAUGUCCUACCGUCAAUAGUGAAUAUAGUGCAGAUUCCCGAACAAAAGUAAAAACGGUGACAUGGGGCACUGCAACAGCUACUGACCCAGAGAACAACCCUGUAACGAUUACACAGACACACGGCUGGGUGAGUGGAUCACUAUUCACUGAAGGGCAUUACUCCCUAGGCUACAUAGCUAAGGACAGCUAUGGUAACGCCGACGUUUGUUCCGAACAAUUUGAAAUUAAAGUGCGACGGUGCACACGCAUGCCCCCGAGACCUACUAAUGGGGAAAUUUCUUGCGAACCUGAUUGGUACGACCCACUGCUCGGAAGUACUUGCUCAUUUUCCUGCGACGAUGGAUAUUCAUUAGCAGGCAGCACACUACGAACAUGUCAGAGUGACGGAACGUUUGAUGGAAUACCGGCAGUUUGUUCCAAAAUCACAUGUCCCGAUCUACCUAUUCCCGCGAACGGGCAGGCAACCUGUAUAGAUGGCAAUAAUUACAAAAGUGUAUGCAUGACAUCAUGUCCGGUCCAAAAUGGGUAUGGCUCUGUAGGGACAUUUAUACUUUGUCGUUACGACGGAUCAUGGUCCGGCAGUCUACAGCCAUGUUAUGAUUUCCGAGCCCCUUACUUCACCGAAUGUCCACCAAGUCCAAUAAAAUCCUAUGCAGACAAAGGUCAGAAUUCCGCUUCCGUCACAUGGUCUUCGUUGAAUGCCACCGAUAACUCUGGCGAUGUCACCAUAGUGAGGACGUUAGGUGCGGCCCCAGGGAGUGAGUUUUCUGUGGGAUCCCAUUUGAUCAGCUAUGUGGCCCGUGACGCUAGUGGCAAUCAGUCUCCUACCACGUGCUCCUUCACAGUUGUUGUUGAACAACUGGAGUGUGAUCCUCCAAACGGGUUAUUUGACGAUGAACUUCUACAGGUAGAUUGUCCUGGAUCAGAGUACACAUUCGGAAUCGAGUGCAGUUUGUCUUGUGUCCGGAAUUAUACCAUUAUAGGAAAUACGACACUUACAUGUGAACGUGAGGGAACCACUACCAAAGCAUCAUGGGACUGGGGCGGAGGAGCUCAACCUGAAUGUGAUGAUAAAUGCCCUGUUCUCACUCCACCAAUUGAUGGCGCCCUCGUAUGCACAACGGCUGCUAACUACUACUGUCGACAAUCAUGUAAUGCUAACUCCGGGUAUCCUCGAGGUACGGUGGCUGGACAACUAUUUAUUUGUACUACUGAUCAGCUCUGGGAUCCCCCUGCGGUAGACGAUUGUACAGGACGAAAAGUUCCAGACUCAAAUAUUAUCAGUGGUGAGAUGCACUACUUUGUCGGUGAUUGCAACGACCCCGCUGUCCAGGAAGGCUUAAGAGCCAAUUUUAUUACAGUCCUGGAAGAUUUGAUCUCUGAUGGAUGGAAUAGUGUUUGUUCCUCAUCUGGCUGUUCCGUAGAUAAUGUCGAGGUAACCUGUGGUGCAUUAUCGGGAAGGAAAAAGAAAAGCCUCCGUGGGGUGCUGCAAGUAAAAUCAUUUGAACAUUCUAGAUAUCGACGUAGCUCCUUUGUCAUCAAAAUUGAUUUUAGCGUAACCUUUCCAUGGCAAAACGGUACAUCAGAUGAUGAUCUUACCGCCAAUGACAAUCUAUUAUAUGAUGUAAUGGCGACUUUAGAAGAAGAAGCAAAAAAAUCAGGAGGUCUAUUUGAGUAUGGAGGACUAACUCCCUCACCUGACAUCGUCACCGAUCCUUAUCCGAUGAUCACGUGUCCGACAGGCGAAAGUCCAUCGUAUGUCGGGGGUGGCGUUAACUGUGAGGGAUGCGCCACAGGGAAAUACUUUGACUCGGUGGUGGGCGAUUGUACAGUAUGUCCAAUAGGAACAUACCAGGACGAGAGUCACCAGACUACGUGUAAAGCAUGUCCAACAGAUAUGUCUACUAAAGACACUGGACGGAAGAAAAUAGGGGACUGUUUCCAGGUUUGUGGAGCUGGUACGUACUCUAACAAGGGUGUUAUUCCGUGUACUAAAUGUGCCAUUGGCACAUACCAGUCCGCCAAACACAGAACCGCAUGUACCAGCUGUGACGUCGCUAAGACAACCGUCAGCCGAGGAGCAGAAUCUUCCUCUGCGUGCAUAGCUUUUGAUGUUAUCUUUGGUUCGCCUGGAACAAAUAUUGCAUUUCCUAGCUUUACUGCAUCGCUGAAUGCAUUCUCGUUGAUGUUUUGGCUAAAAUGUCCGGCCGGGAGUGUCAUUACACCUACAAUCCACCUUGUAAACAGUAUAGCAACUGCGGAAGUACUGAAGAUAACCGAUUCGCAGACACUGGAAAUGUUUGGGACGGCGUAUACAAUCACAUUGGAUAACUGGAAGCACGUCACAAUCACAUGGGAAGAGACGACCGGACAGGCAAAGUUGCUGAUAAAUGGCGAAAAUAAUGCAUCUGUCGCUGUAACAGGAAAUAUAGCAACGGCUGGCACUCGUGUCGAAAUAACGUCGAACAACGGUUAUAUCGCCGACUGCAGACUGUCAGGGUUUCGGUUGAUGGACACGAAAAGAUCUGAUGCGCAGAUAAAGAACGAUAUGCAGACUUGUACUCCAGACGCCACUGGGGCUAUCUAUAGCAUGGAUAAUUUCAAGAACCAGGAUGGAGUUAUCUUGGAUACUCCUUCCAAAUGUGAUGUUGUUGAUGAGUGCGCCGCUCUCCCAUGUGGAGUACACGAUUGUGAGAAUCUGCUGAACACCUACAAGUGUAUUUGUAUGGGCGGUUACACCGGCGUCAACUGUGACACCGCGCCCGACUUCUGCCUAAAUAAUACUUGUAAAAACUCAGCCAUCUGUCAGAGUCAAGCCUGGAACUAUACAUGUCAGUGUGUCGGCGACUUCAGAGGGGAACUUUGUGAAGAAAAUAUAGUUCAUGGACAAUGGGCAAAAUGGUCGGACUGGAACCGGUGCACUGUUACUUGCAGUGUCAGUGGCAGUGCGGGGCAACAAAAUAGAAAUCGUACCUGCUCCGAUCCUCCGCCGGGAACAGAUGGAAACGAGUGCAGUGGAAGUGACCAGGAAGUGCAAGCAUGCAAUCUGGAACAAUGUCCAUCGUGUAAACCAAUUGAACUCUUGCUGUUGGGUGCAAGGAAAACCAUUACAGAUCACUGUGAGACGGAAGGGGACUACACUAGGUGUAAUCUAACUUGUGAAACAGGUUAUGGUUUUACAUCUUCAACCCCGCCUUUAGAAUAUUAUGAAUGCGGCCAAAACACGUCACACGAAUGGAAUAGUAGGCAACUACCGAGCUGUGGAUCCAUUAGGCGCGGUAGAAGCAUUACGAUUAGAACAUCGGCGACAUACACGGAUACACUAUCGUGCGGCAGUUCAACAGAUACAGCUCUGCAAUCGUCUGCAGGGAAUGCACAAUGCAUGCUCGACAGUACAUGUGACGUCACCGUGACUACGGACACUUGUGGUAAAAGGCGACGCAAGCGCACGACUGGAACGACAGUUGACAUGUCAUUCGUGUUCAAUCUGGAAAACAUCGGAGAUCUCAACUUGACAGCAUUCCUUGAGUCAAAUAUCAUAAGUGCAGAACUGCAGGCCUAUCUAAAUGUGCUGAGUGAAUCGGAUGACACAGCAGACCAAAUCAACAGCACAUCCGAGGCUUUCUUCAAUGUCGUCAUAAACGGCAAUACGUAUACCAUUGACCCUGAUACCUUUAUGAUUGAGAGCCAGACGACCUGUGACAACGGAAGCAUUGACGAUGAUGGAGGAUGUGUGGAAUGUCCGACCGGAACAAGACAAGAUGGAGCGUGGUGUGUGUUAUGUGAAGUAGGUACAUACCAGAAUGAGUCUGGACAGGCGUUGUGUAAACAAUGUCCGACUGGCUUUACGACUGAGUUCGUUGGGAUGUUACUAGAGGAGAACUGUUCAGUAAACCUUGAAACAACGACAGGAACAACUUCACUUUCAACUUCAUCUGCCACAUCAACAAUCACUACAACAACGACUGCAACUUCAACUACCACAACGCCAACAACUACCACCACUACGCCCACAACUACAACAACGACAACGCCUACAACUACAAUGCCCACAACAACCACCACUACGCCCACGACUACCACAACUGCAACAACGCACACCACUACAACUACCACGCCAAAAACAACGCCAUCACUAUCAACUGCGACAACCACGCCAACAACUACAACAAAAACGUCAAUAAAGCGGAAGUUUCCUCCGAAUGUGAAACAAUCAGAAGGUUUGACACUGGUAUCCAUUAUAAUGAUUGGUGUGCUUGCCACGUUGCUAAUCAUAAGUGCCGUCUUAGCAGGUGGAUUAUUUAUCUACAGAAAACGAAAACCCGUCAGAACAACUUCACCAACGGGGAACCAACACAGAGGGGACAUUAAUGUAAAUGUCAGACUACAUUCCAAUAUACCUAACACUGUAACAGUCGCUGAAGCAGGGUUGCCUCCACCAUACACAAACUCUCAAAUGCCACCCUGCCAGAAAGGAGCAUUACCACCUGAAUCCGUCUUUAUGAAGCCUUUACCACGGAAAUCGGCUUUUUGAAUACUGCUACCUCGAAUCCUGUGACCUCCUUUUGGUCUUAUCAUCCACACCAUUUUAAGAACAGAAAAAAUGAAAAGCUUCCAGACUUUUUCCCUGGUACAAUCACCUCCAAAACUGUUCUUCUCUUUUCGACCAGGUUUGGUGGAUAUAGAGCAGAUCCUUAAAAUUGUCACUCGUCAUUCUGAGCAACAACAGUCCCAUCCCUUGCAACUCUUCGCGUCCUUUAGGUUCUUUGGACACUCAGGAAUUCAUACAUAAAGAAGAAAAUUAUGCCAUCAGUGGCCUGUUUCUGAACGAACGAUCUUCAUGUUGGUAUCCAGCGUCACAUUGCAACAGAUGAGGCAAUUUGUGUCCAGAUAGAUAACCUGAAUAAAUAAAGGCGGAAACCUCUGGUUCGAUUCUCUUGCUUCCCGAAAAUAAGGAUGAAAAUAUAAGACAUCACCAUAUCCUCACGGCAGCACGUGGUUUCGCUGUGGACUGGUUUGUCCCUUGAGCCCGAAAAGUCUUACAUAGUUUAUCUACCUGGAAAUCACGCUAAAUCAUCGUGAAAUUCCGACCCAACGGCGUCAAAUUUAAGGCAGUCUGCUGUGUCACGUAGUGUGUAAAAACAUGGUUAAUUGACAUUGGCAAUCCGUUAUUUUUUCUUGUCAGAAUGCUUGUCAAGGAGAGAUACAACAUCAACCACCAUUGCUAAGUGGUAUUUGUAUUCUUUAUGGUUAUUACUUCAGUUGAUCUAUGAAAUUAUAGUUAUUAAUGCAUAGCUGACUAUUUUCAAAAGAUUUAACGUGUUGCACAUGCUGUCUAGUUUUGUAUUAAAAACUAUUUUUUCUUGCAACUGACCAUGACGCAUGGUCGGUUUUUUUUUAUCUAAGUUGUAUAUAUAAUAAAAUCAUGUUGUCUAUUUUGUAAAGAAAUGUUUAACUAGUAUUCAUAAAUGCUAAUUGAGAAAUGCCAUCAAAUAUACAGUAACUGGUUCUUAUAGAUA
Mizuhopecten yessoensis (Yesso scallop) is the source of this 6011-nucleotide messenger RNA. RefSeq lists its product as uncharacterized. NCBI's taxonomy places the organism in Eukaryota, Metazoa, Mollusca, Bivalvia, Pectinida, Pectinidae. The transcript is spliced from 27 exons. Gene Ontology annotation, molecular function: calcium ion binding. The record is from RefSeq and is a predicted model, not a curated record. The coding region runs from base 116 to 5026 and encodes 1636 amino acids.